AUGGAGGUGACCAUAUUUUCUCGAGAAACAAUCAGACCAUCAAGUUCAUUGAUUCGCCACAUGGAACCCAAAAAGCUGUGUCUCUUCGAUCAGCUAACUCCAUCAACUUACCCUGAAGUAGUCAUUUUUUACUCUAUGAAUGAUCCAAACUUGGAUCUUGACAAAACCCUAAUCCAGUUGAAGAAAUCUUUGUCUGAAACCCUAACUUUGUUUUAUCCCUUAUCCGGAAAAACCAAGAACAAUCUGUACAUCGAAGACUACGACACUGGUGUUCCUUACUGGGAAGCCAAAGUUAACUGUCGUAUGUCCGACUAUCUUCAGCUUCGAGAAACUGAGUCACUCAACAAAUUUGUGGCUAUUCAUCCCUUUACCAAAGAAAAAGACAACUCAGAUCCUCAGCUUGCAAUUCAGGUAAACGUGUUCAGUUGUGGCGGAAUAGCCCUAGGAGUUAGCCUAAACCACAAACAAUUGGACGGAGAAACUUUGAGUUAUUUCCUCAAGUCAUGGGCUGCUCUCUUCACCGGCUCACCUCACAAAGUAGUUAUCCCACAACUAUCCAAAGCGGCGUCGUUUUUCCUGCCACAGACAGAAUUACCCCCCAACUGUGUAGCUCUCAUGGACCAGUUAUGGUUCAAGAAGAGUAACUACGUCACCAAGAGAUUUUACUUCAACAACAAAGCCAUAUCCACGUUGAAAUCCUUAGGUAAAAGCGAAACAGUCCCAUCUCCUACCCGAAACGACGUCGUCAGCUGCUUCAUAUGGAAACACGCCACCGAGGCUUCUUGGGCCAUAUCAGGCAAGCCCAGAAUAUCCGUAGCGGCUCACGCCGUCAACAUGAGGCCCAGGAUGAAAAAUCCUCGCUCACUGGAAAAUUGCACGGGGAACCUCUUUUGGUGGGCCUCCAUAAUAGUGAACCCGGCGCAAAAGGCUGAGCUUGAGCUGAGUCAACUGGUGGCGUUGACUAAUGAAAUUGUGUCCGAAUUCAACGGCGAUUACUUGGAGAGCAUGGUUGGAGAAGCCGGGUUCGAGCCCAUUUCGGAUUUUGUGACGCAGCUGGAGUCGAUGAUGGGUAUGGAUUCUGAAAAGCCAGACAUAUUUGCCUUUACUAACUGGAAAAACACCUUCAACGUGGUGGAUUUCGGGUGGGGCAACCCGGUUUGGGUCGGGGCCCAUGGAAAAGUCGGGCCGGAGUUUAGAAAUAUGGUUGUAUUGAUCGACUCACAAGGGAGUAAUGAUAAGGAGGUUGAAGCUUUUGUGACGUUGGAAGAUCGGCAAAUGGCAAUACUUGAGAGUGAUUCACAGUUUUUGGCGUUUGCAGGGAAUGGCCAUAAUAUCAAUUCAAGCCUGUAG
This is a messenger RNA of Cannabis sativa, 1350 nucleotides long. Its product is annotated as stemmadenine O-acetyltransferase-like. The record is from RefSeq and is a predicted model, not a curated record. Lineage: Eukaryota; Viridiplantae; Streptophyta; Magnoliopsida; Rosales; Cannabaceae. The coding region runs from base 1 to 1350 and encodes 449 amino acids. The transcript has a single exon.